Messenger RNA from Musa acuminata subsp. malaccensis (wild Malaysian banana), 3488 nucleotides. NCBI's taxonomy places the organism in Eukaryota, Viridiplantae, Streptophyta, Magnoliopsida, Zingiberales, Musaceae. The record is from RefSeq and is a predicted model, not a curated record.
GAGUGAAAUCGCGCGCUUUCUUCUUAUUGUCAAGAGAUCAUUUUUAUGAUGCCGAAGUAACGGCGAAUCGAAGGCGUCAUUGCGACGGCGAGAUUAGGGUUCUGAUUAGUAAGCCCCCUGCGGUUCUUUUUCUUUCGUCCUUGUUUUCGCCUGCAAGAUUCUCGCCUUCGAUCGGUCGCCAGCGAGGAGCGAAUCGCGUCCACGUUUUCCCAGGUCAUGUGCUUUUCCAGAAUCUUUUGUCUCUCAUAAUCUGUCACCAUCGAAAUUAUAUACUGUGCACGAAUAAGAUUAGGUAUUUAUGUUCAUCUUUGCGUUUUAGGUAGGUUUUCCGAUUUCAAGUCUUGGCGAAAGUUCUAUUUAAGUUUUCUCUGCGAUUUUAGGGUUAUUUGAUUUUUGACAGCAAAUGCAGAUUUCUUAGUACGUAUCUUUUAAUUUUUCUUCUUUAAUCUCUUGAAAUUGUUUGUUUACUAUGAGUUCAUAGUGGAUGAUAAAAAGUUCGCUUCUUUGGUUUGCUUCUCGAUUACCAAAUCCCCUGCACGUGAAUGUCAGUGAUCGUCCCCCCACAUCACAAAACAUCCACAUCUAUUUCUCAGAUAUAGAUAAAAGUACCCUUCUUCUCCGCGAUGGCAGGUGAAACAGUUGUUUCUUGAGCUUUUUUUGGUAUUUAUUUAUACCAAGUGCAUUGAUGUUAGUCUCAUCGUUCCUUUAAAAAGAGCAAGAAGUUUAACCCCUUCUUGUAGAGAAAGCGACUUUGCUCCCAUUCCAUUCAUUCAAUUCCAAGAGAUCAAACAGGGGGUGUGAAGAGGCACCCCACCCGACCAUGGCAGUCUCGUGAGGAGGACAGAAGACAGAAUAGAAACAUCAACUUCUACUUAUUCCAUUAAAGAAUGACAAGGAGAUGCACAUGAUCACAUCCUUCGUCCCUCACACGUCUUCGGUUAUCCCCAUGUCUUCCUGCUGGUAGUUUUCCGGUGGCUUAAUCUGCCACAAAUUUCUCUUUGUGCGACGAAUUUGUAGCUCAGAUUAACUACCAAGUACUGCAUUGCCCGAUUCUUCCCACUUCAGAUCUCUUCUCUGUAGCCCUACGGGUGUGCAGUAACAAAAAAUGUCGUUUUUUUCGUGCAACUUCUUGUUAUAGGUUUCUGUUCUUUGGAUAGCUUCGUUCUUGUUUGAUGCCUUUGAUUAUCCUGAUUCUUAUAGUUUCUAAAUAUGUCAGAUAUGAGGCCACGCUGCUAUCGGUAUGAGUGGGUUACACUUUUCUUUAGAGAAGAGCGCAUGAACGUCAAGUAGCUACAAUGCUUCUGAAGUCAGCUCAAAGAGAAGAUACUUUGAGGCUGCCGCUGGUUCUUUCUGAGAACAAUGCCAUGCCUAUCAUCACCAGCAAACCCCGGGCGAGAGAAGUUUCUUCUAGGUACGGUGCAGGGAUGUCAUCAACUACAAUUUCCAACCCCAGUACUCCGAGACGAUGCUCAUCUCCAACUGCCAGUCGCACAUCCCCUGUGCGGGCGACAUCGCAAACGAAGCGAGCCCAAUCAGCAGAGAGGAGAAGACCAAUUGCCUCAUCACCGAGGUUUUCAACACCCACAACCCCAUCUUCUAGGCCUUCCACACCCUCUCAUCCAUCUUCAACUUUGGCAACACCCAUUCGUGAUACAGUGACAGAGAUGCAUGACAAAACCAGGCGGUUGCUCAGCAGCAAAACCCCUGAUGGAUUGUGGCCUUCGAUGCGUAGCCUGUCAUCUUCAUUUCAAUCCGAGUCUGUAUCAGUGCCUGAUAGUAAGACGGAAAAAGUAGUUGCAGGUUCUUCCUCAGAUCAUACGGUAAAGCCUUCAGCCAACGGGACACCAGAGAGGAAAAGGACCCCUUUGAGAGGGAGGAACACUACUGAGAACUCUUGUCCAAUGGAUAACUUGAAUGCUAGGGUCAUUGAUCAACACCGGUGGCCUGGUAUGCUGGGCAGGAGGGUGUCUGCAAAUGCCUUGGCAAGAAAAGUGAUACCAACAGACAAGAUCUGCAGAUCUGCUUCUUUAUCAGUUCCAUCAAGAGGGGUUUCACCAAAGAGAACCACAACAUAUGAUAGUGCAGCUAGAGAUUUCCAGCAACCAUUAACUGAGGCAGCAAGACGACCAUAUCCUGAUGGAAGUGGAAGGAUGAAGCAAGAUGCAAAAUUAGAUGUAAAUACUUCUUCACAACUUCCAGAGAGAUCAUCCUUAGUAGCAUGGAUGAGUACCACUCAUUCAACACCAAUCAAAGCUUCACAACGCUCUUCAUCACCAAGUAGGAUUUUGUCAUUGUCAUUAAAUACUUCCAGGGGCAUGCAGAGUCCAUCACGAGCAAGACUGCCGACUUCUAUUUCAUCAUCUGGCAAUGGAGCUUCUCAAGCAUGUGCUGCAUCCUCUGUCCUUAAUUAUGCUGUAGAAGUUCAAAAGGGAAAGAAGAAUGCGAGUCAUAUUGAAGCUGCCCAUCAGCUGAGGUUGCUUCAUAAUGCAGUCUUGCAAUGGCAAUUUGUCAAUGCUCAAGCCGAUGACACUGUUUCCAUUCAGAAAAAUAGGGCAGAGAUUCUCUAUUCUGCAUUGAAUACUAUUUCAAAGUUGCGUGAUUUCAUUAUUAGGAAAAGGAAUGAAGUGGAGCAUUUGAGACGACAGAUGAAGUUGGCCAUGAUUUUGAGAAACCAAGUGGCAUACCUUGACUGUUGGACACAAUUGGAAAGAGAAUAUGAUAGCUCCUUAUCAGAAUCAAUUGAAGUUUUUAAGGCAAGCACACUAUACCUUCCAGUUUCAAGAGGUGCAAGGGCAGAUGUAUUUUCUGUGAAGAAUGCUGUUAGUUCAGCAGUUGAUGCUAUGCAAGCCAUGGGUUUAUCGGUUUGUUAUUUGCUAUCUAAGGUAAAGAAUACACAGUCAAUGAUUUCUGAGCUUUCAGUUGUUUCAGCAAAAGAAAUGGCUAUGCUAGCCGAGUGUAGAGAAUUAUUAGCUUCAGUAGCAACAAUGCAGGUACAGGAAUCCAGUCUUAGAACAUACCUCCUGCAACUGAGACAUUGAUGGUUACAAGAUGAAGUAGUCAACCAAUGGCAUGCAUCCUCAGCUAAACUCCUAUCUAACAACUUAUAAUCCGCAGAGUUAACAACUACGCUUGUAUUAUUCUUGUUUUUCCAUUUCUUUUUUGUAUAUCUAUCACCUUUUAUGUGUUAUUUACACAUGUAAUAGCGCUAACUUGGAAAGAAAAAAAAAAUAUAUUACAGAGAGUUAAAGCAAGGUUAAAAAUGUGGUGUAAAGAACAUGGGUAUUGAUAUUUAGAAUCCAUAGGUUCAUAGUUGUUGUAAAUAAUAGAAAUGAGGUUUUGUAGCAAGGACAGGGAUUGUCAUUCACUUUGGACACUCACUCUAAGAGAGCUAACAUGUCUAUCACCAUUUUAAUCCUAGAGUCGAAAAAACUUGGCCUCCAUGUUCGUUGUUUUGACUUCAAUAUCUAAAUGCUCGUAUUUGAUUCUUC